CCCGCCCCGCCCGCGGCGCGGCGGCCGCAGCCCUCCGGGGUGGCUCCGGGCCCGACGGGGACGCGCCCCCCGCCCGGGGCCCGCGGCGGGGCCGCCGGAUAAAGCGGUGCGCGCCCGCCCGCCGCCGCCACAGGGCCCGGUGGGGCGGCCCGCCAUGGCGAGCCCUGCGCGCCCGCGGCCGGAGCCGGCGGCCCCGGGGGCAUGGGGCAGCGGCGCUGCGGGGGAGCGGCUGCUACUGCUGGAGCUGCGCUGCGCCCGGCCGCCGUCCCCCGGCUCGGAGGAGGAGGAGGAGGAGGAGGCGGGGGAGGAGACGGCCGCGGGGGAGGACUGUUGCCCCAAGUGCAAGAAGCGGGUGCAGUUCGCGGACUCGCUGGGGCUGAGCCUGGCCAGCGUGAAGCACUUCAGCGACGCCGAGGAGCCGCGGGUGCCGCCCGCCGCGCUCUGCCGCCUGCAAAGCCCGCCCGCCGAGCAGCGCGACCCGCCGGAGCCCGGCGCUGCCCCGGGGCCGCCCCGCCCGCAACCCUCCCUGCGCCUGGAGCCCGACUUCCCCGACGGCGGCGAGCCGAGCGCCGAACGGCUGCGGCGGCAGCGCGUCUGCCUGGAGCGGCUGGGGCGGCCCGCGUUGCUCUCCGACGUGCGGGGCACGGUGCGGGCGCUGAGCGGCUCCGGGCCCGGCGAGGUGACGGUGCGCUACACCUUCAACGAGUGGCUCUCCUUCAUGGACGUCCCGGCCUCGCCGCUGCCCCCCGCCCCUGCGGACGGCUCCGAGCCGCCGGCCGAGCGCUUCUCGUUCGCCCUGUGCGUGCCGCCCAGCCUGCGGGAGGGCUCGGCCCUUCACUUCGCCAUCCGCUACCGCGGCGCGCAGGGCGAGCAUUGGGACAACAACGACGGCCGCAACUACACGCUGCGCUGCCUUCGCGACCCCGAGGGCUGCCCGGAGGCGGCCGCCGCGCCCCGCGACUGAGCGACGACCGUGCGGCCGUCGGGGGGAGGUUGGGGCGGCGGCUGAAGUAGGAACGGGGCGCUGCGGGACGGUUCCGCGUUGAGAGAACGAGGAGGCUGAGUGGGACCUCGGUGCCGCUCCCCGCCCUGCCUGAGGCCCAGAAGGACGUCCGCGGAAGGGGCUCCGCUUAGCACGGGACGCGCGGCCGGCAGGCCUGGAGCCGGGGCGGAGGAGCAGUUAAAAAUACCGGCUGAUAGCGAGUUAUCAGGAGAGGUUCGAUAACGACACCCCGCAGUCACGUGCUGUGCACUGGGAGAUGGUGUCCGUCUCGCGGGCGGUUCGGUGUGGCUGUGUCGGGGAGAGCCCUCACAGCACGGUGACAAUGUGAUAGGGAGGGUAUCUCGCUAAUGAACGAAAGCAAAUGCUUCGCUUCAGCUCUCCUUAUGUUACGUUUUGCACCACGCCUUCAAGUGUUUUUAAUUUAUUCAGCUCGUUUUGCGACAUCUUUAGCGGUAUUCCUAUGUUGUUGGGUUUGGACGCUUAACCCACAGCCUUUCACUCUUGCAUUGCAUUGCACUGCACGCCUCCAGGUUGGCCGCUGCUGUGUCCCAAGUCCUGACAUUAGGCAAAAAAGUACCGAUGCAAAUGGCUCUGUCAGAAUAAAAAGCUUUCAAAGAGCUCACCGACACAAACCUUUUGUUUCUGCAUCUUCUGUACAGCAGAACGUGUGUGUUAACCCUACCCUGUGCCCUGCGGAGGCAGCUGGUGCAGAGCUGUGGUGUAAGGAGGCUCUGCUGCCACAGGGUUCUGUAGAAGAUGUGAUGGCUCCUCUGCAGCUUGACUUGUAUUAUUUUGGUAUUCUUCUUUCUGAUGAAAAAACAGAUGAGGUGCUGUGUGGAUGCAGAAAAUGCUUUGGCAUAUAUCCCAUACCUGGAAAGGAGUCUUCAGCUAAGCUGCCUUUUCUGCAAGCUGGUGCAGAGCUGCUGUGCCCUGCUAGGUUACAGGUUAGGACAUGGAAUAACGCAGCGUGCAUUAGCCACUGAUAGUUGUACCAAUGAAAUAACGUGCUCUUAAGCUGAUGUGUGAUGCCAGUAGCACUGAGAUAGAUAGAUUGUUCUUCUAAGUACGGUGUAAGGUCUCGGACUUGUGCAGUGCAUUCCUUAUUCUGUGUUUUGUUCAUGAAUUGCUUCAGAGAAGAAGGAAGUUUCACCAAUGGAGGGCAGGCUGGGUGGGAGUCUCCUAAAACAGAAGGCAGCGGUAGCCAUGCUUUGAUGCCUGCGUCUGGGCAGAGCUGUGGGGCUGCCGCACAGAAGAACUGUAGCUGCAGUCUGCAGUUAUGCGUAGAGGGUGAGAAACAUUUCCUGCUAUUCUGCAAGCUAUGGAUAAUGGAUGAGAAAUAUGCAGAAAGUGUAACGUUUGUGUGUAAUCUGAAAUUCAGAAUGCAGGGAAAAAACAAAACAAAAACAACCUGUAAAUGAUGGUUAAGCAGAACAGUUUUAUGCUUUGGCAACAGGUAAAAUACUUUAAUUUAUUAUGCAAUUCACUGCUUGUGAAAGAGGAAACUUAGGACUCAAACACUUUUUAAUAUGCAAAGUGAUUUUUUCCCCCUGUAUUUUCAUGCUGUGGGCUGUGGAGACACAAGGCUGCACCACAGGUUCCAUAGCUACACAGGACAUGUAUGUACCAAACGCUGGCAUCCCAGAACCAGCACAGCACAGGUUUGGUGCUCGUGGUCAUGGCUUGAGAUUCAUUGCUUGUAACUUCAUUAUGAAGGAAAUAUAUUCAAAUUGAAUUAGUUCUAAUUACAUACAAUGAGAAAGUCCAGGAGAGUCAAAUGUUAAGUGAAACACACUUCGUGUUUGGUUGCAUUACUGCUAAGGGAAUAUUUUACAGGGAUUGGGGGCAUAACUUGUGCAGAAAGUGCUCAUAAACACAUUCCCCACCCCAACAUGAGAAAUAAAAACUCACAGAGAUUUGUUAGCACUCUCGGAUAAACUCCAGCUGUAAAGAUUUCCAGUUCAUGCAGAUUGCUUCUUUUCUUUUUCCCAUGGACUAAGGGCAUAACGGAGAAACAGACGUCAAAGUUUUUUUAUGGGUGUAAAUAAAAGUAAACAGCUGAACCUCUCCGUUGGGUUACUGUGAAGGACAUCAAAGUUAGAUCUUAAAUGGGUAGGCUUUUUUUUUGUUGUUUUUGCAGUUUAUAACGAUGCUUAUAUUCAGAUUGAAAUCAGAAAGGACUGAAGUUCAGUUUGCUUUGGUGCCCCGAAGCACUACAGACUUGCAUGCAGACUGCUUCUGUUUCAUCAGAAGCUUUCAGUCAGAGCUUGAAAGUGCGGCCUCUGUUCCCAUUGACUUCCUGGGAUCUGGAUCCAUCCCAAGUACUGCACGGAGAUAGGGGAAAUGAUUGAGGUUUAAUUGUCUGUUCCGAGACCCGUGUUACGUGGCACUGUGAUGAAUGUUCAUCUGCCAGAGCUCAAAACCUGACAUCUAGGCCUGGCAGUAAUUAAAUCACCUUAAUUGUUUUUAUGAUUCUUUCUAAGAGAGGGAAAAUUACUUGCCUUGCAUUAGCAUAUUUCCAAAGGCUGGUAUAAAUAUUUAUGUGGUGCACUCUUCAAGUAGAAAGCCUGUGCAUUCUUCACGGGUCUCCAUAGUUCUCUUCCUCUGAAUGUAGAACAGUCAUUUGAAUGCACUGCUUACAUCACUUCCUCACACCCCUUGUGAAGCUUCAGUAGUUAAUGGGCUUAAUGGUAAAAAAAGGAGAGUGGUUUAGAAAGAAGCAUCUCUUACAACACAUUAACGAUGCUCUGUGUAACCUGCGGGAUUCUUUGGAGGUGCAUACAUACGUCUGUGCAACAGGUUUGAGAGUUCCUGAUUUUUCCUCUUACAAUUGUAGAAAAUAUACAGUGUUGGAGGAAUUACUGCCCUCUUUUUUUUCAGCUGCCAUAUUAAGGCUCGUGCACACGCUUUAUUUUCUACAAUACUGAAAUAAGAAUAAAAACUCUUGGGAAAAAAAGAA
Gallus gallus (chicken) is the source of this 3959-nucleotide messenger RNA. It is a transcript of the gene PPP1R3G, whose product is annotated as protein phosphatase 1 regulatory subunit 3G. Bases 155 to 964 code for a protein of 269 amino acids. Gene Ontology annotation, molecular function: protein phosphatase 1 binding; glycogen binding. The record is from RefSeq and is a predicted model, not a curated record. NCBI's taxonomy places the organism in Eukaryota, Metazoa, Chordata, Aves, Galliformes, Phasianidae. Gene Ontology annotation, biological process: regulation of glycogen biosynthetic process. The transcript has a single exon. Gene Ontology annotation, cellular component: protein phosphatase type 1 complex.